AUAAAAUCAGAAAACAGAGACGCACAAAAUUACAGUUCAACACUCAAUUCUCUCUCUCUCUCUCUUUGUGGAAUCGGGUUGCUUUUGCCGGACACCAUGUCUAAAAGCUAUUUCAAGUCGGAACAUCCUCUUGAGAGGCGACAGGCGGAAGCUGCUCGUAUUAGGGAGAAGUACCCAGAUAGAAUUCCGGUUAUUGUCGAGAAGGCUGAAAGAAGUGACAUCCCAGACAUUGACAAGAAAAAAUAUCUAGUUCCGGCUGAUCUUACGGUUGGGCAAUUUGUUUAUGUUGUCCGUAAAAGAAUUAAGCUCAGUGCUGAGAAAGCAAUCUUUAUCUUCGUCAAAAACAUUCUCCCUCCUACAGCUGCAAUGAUGUCUUCAAUUUACGAGGAAAAUAAAGACGAGGAUGGUUUUCUAUACAUGACUUACAGUGGAGAGAAUACGUUUGGAUUGCUCUGAAACUGAACAAGUCGAGUUGAACUAUCUGUGUAUACAUCAAUAACAUGUAUAGUAUCGUUGCUUAUCUCUUAUGCGUUUUUUUCCUUUUUCGAAAGAUUGUUCGUUCCAAUUGACAUCAAAGACCUUUUUUGAAUUGGAAUAUUUUAUUGCUAUGGUGACACUUUCGGUAUAAUACUGAAAUUUCCCUUCGAUUUA
This is a messenger RNA of Erythranthe guttata (spotted monkey flower), 651 nucleotides long. Its product is annotated as autophagy-related protein 8C-like. Lineage: Eukaryota; Viridiplantae; Streptophyta; Magnoliopsida; Lamiales; Phrymaceae. The record is from RefSeq and is a predicted model, not a curated record.